Strigops habroptila (Kakapo) is the source of this 665-nucleotide messenger RNA. RefSeq names its product polysaccharide biosynthesis domain containing 1 (gene PBDC1). The coding region runs from base 34 to 543 and encodes 169 amino acids. The record is from RefSeq and is a predicted model, not a curated record. Gene Ontology annotation, cellular component: cytoplasm. The transcript has 6 exons. Lineage: Eukaryota; Metazoa; Chordata; Aves; Psittaciformes; Psittacidae.
GGGGGGGCGGGGCCUCUUUCGUCAGCGCUGUCGAUGGCGGCGGCGGGACUGGGACCCGGCGAGGCCGCCGCGGCCGCUCACGCCCUGUCGCUGCCGGCCGAGGCCUUCGGCAACGAUCCCCGCGUGGAGCUGGCCUGGGCUAUGAAAGCCCAUCAGCACGCCCAGAUCUACUUCAACCUCAUCUCCUCCGUCGACCCCAAGUUCUUGCACCUGACCAAGGUUGAUGAGCAGAUCUACAGUGAGUUCAGGGAAACCUUCAGGGAUCUGAAAGUUGACGUGUUGGACCCUGAGGAGCUGAAGUCGGAGCCUGCCAAGGAGAAGUGGCGCCCGUUCUGCCUGCGCUUCCAGGGGCUGGUGGAGGACUUCAACUACGGCACGUUGCUGCGCCUGGACUGCCGCGGGGACUACACCGAGGAGAACAGCAUCUUCGCCACCAGGAUCCAGUUUUUCGCCAUCGAGAUCGCUCGGAACAGGGAGGGAUGGAACAGCGCUGUCUACAGCAGGGCCAGGGAGCCGGCAGCUCAGGAAGCGGUGUCGGGGUGAGGAUGGGAUGAGCUCCAAGAGGGGCAGAAAGCUCCUGGCCAGGCCAGGCCAGGCCAGGGCUGCACCCACCGUCCUGCUCCCACUGUCACAGACUGUAAAUAAACGUUUUUACAAAGAAGGAA